Messenger RNA from Dunckerocampus dactyliophorus (ringed pipefish), 1979 nucleotides. RefSeq names its product DnaJ heat shock protein family (Hsp40) member A3a (gene dnaja3a). The transcript has 12 exons. Gene Ontology annotation, biological process: mitochondrion organization; negative regulation of apoptotic process; protein folding. Gene Ontology annotation, molecular function: protein kinase binding; ATP binding; heat shock protein binding. Gene Ontology annotation, cellular component: mitochondrion. The record is from RefSeq and is a predicted model, not a curated record. The coding region runs from base 44 to 1471 and encodes 475 amino acids. Lineage: Eukaryota; Metazoa; Chordata; Actinopteri; Syngnathiformes; Syngnathidae.
CUGACAUGCGCAGUGCGUCACAAGAGGCCGACGCACUGUGGGAAUGAUGGCGUCGUCAGUUGCUCGCCGUUCCACACGCUGGUUUACUGUCAUCGUGUCCUCCGGACAUCAACUUGCAGCCGGUGCCGUUGUCUCGUCUUCCCAUGGAGGAGUCCGGGGGGUUUCUACAUUCAGAGCCGGGACGCUUUGGCCCGGAGUGCGCCUGGGCUGUGGCGGGGCUGGGAAAGGGUUGACAUUGAAAGGGCUUCCAGGUUUCAAAGCGGCCCACAUUGUGUGCACGUUUCACACAAGCCCAUCAGCCAACAACAAGCAGGACUUUUACCAGAUCCUUGGUGUACCUCGCACAGCAACCCAAAAAGAGAUCAAGAAAGCCUACUACCAGUUGGCCAAAAAGUACCAUCCUGACGCCAACAAAGACGACCAGCAAGCCAAGGAGAAAUUUGCACAGCUGGCUGAGGCUUAUGAGGUGCUCGGCGACGAAGCCAAGAGGAAGCAGUAUGACACAUACGGCUCGGCUGGCUUUGACGCCGGGCAGGCCGGCAGAGGGCAGCAGUAUUGGUCGGGGCAAGCCAGCGGCGUGGACCCGGAUGAGCUUUUCCGCAAGAUUUUUGGAGAGUUCUCGGGAGGGCGUGGAUUUGGGGACUUUAACGCCAUCUUUGAUCAGCCACAGGAGUACAUCAUGGAGCUGACAUUCACUCAAGCGGCAAAGGGGGUCAACAAGGAGAUGUCUAUAAACAUGGAAGCAUCCUGCCAGCGUUGCCAUGGCAAGGGCCAUGAGCCGGGCACCAAGGUCCAGCACUGCCACCACUGCAACGGCUCCGGCAUGGAGACGGUAAACACGGGCCCGUUCGUGAUGCGCUCCACGUGCCGGCGCUGCGGUGGCAAGGGAACGGUCAUAUCAUCCCCGUGUCACUCGUGCCGUGGGACGGGACAAACCAAGCAGAGGAAAACCGUAAUGGUGCCGGUGCCCGCGGGAGUGGAGGACGGCCAGACUGUCCGAAUGCCAGUUGGGAAGAAGGAGAUCUUCAUCACGUUUAGGGUCCAAAAGAGCCCGGUGUUCAGGAGGGACGGCGCAGACAUCCACUCCGACCUUCACAUCUCGGUGGCACAAGCCAUCCUGGGCGGGACGGCCAGAGCGCAAGGCCUCUAUGAGACGCUUAAUUUAGCUAUCCCGGCAGGCAUCCAGACGGACCAGAGGAUCCACCUGGCAGGGAAGGGAAUCGCUCGCGUCAGCGGCUACGGCUUCGGCGAUCACUACGUCCAUGUCAAAAUAAAAGUACCCAAGACGCUGACAGACCGGCAGCGAGCUCUGCUGAUGAGCUAUGCAGAGGACGAGGCGGACGUGGAGGGAACAGUUAACGGCGUCACGGCCACCAACACGGGUGGGGGCAGCAGUGGUAAGCAAUGUGAGGAGUUGAAACCAGAGGGGGGCUUCUUCUCCAAAUUGAAGAGAUUAUUUAGUUCUUCCUGACAGCCACAAACCAGGACUCCUGCUGUUGUCCAAUCUUGUCCAGUCUUUACACGCACGCAUCCUCCUUUCCUCUCCUCUCCAAGGUAAGAGAUCUUCCUGGAACUGAGACACUUCAUCAUGUCGCGCGAGGGCGGCCAUGUUUGAGGCACACCAGCCCCGCAUCACCAAACCUAUGGUGAAAGGAAAGGAAAGACUCCAGCGGGCUCAAACGCUUACUCCACCAAGACAGCAGCAGGCUGCACAUGCACACAGAAACUAUGAAGACACAAAUACCGUGAGAUACGACGUCCUGCUGCUCCUGCUUUGGAGAAUGCGUACUAACACAUCCACCAGGGCAAGACGACACAAUGGUCAAUUCAUGUUGCUUAUUUGUCAGCAUUCCUGAACCUUUAGUGACCCACAAUGACUUCAUCCGGCCUUCCGUGCCGUCUUUACGCUUGUACAGUUACAUUAAACGCAACACAAGACAAAAUGUACUCUACACAAAUAAAAGCUACAGUCUCACAAG